Messenger RNA from Triplophysa rosa, 1517 nucleotides. Its product is annotated as neurexophilin-1. NCBI's taxonomy places the organism in Eukaryota, Metazoa, Chordata, Actinopteri, Cypriniformes, Nemacheilidae. The record is from RefSeq and is a predicted model, not a curated record. Gene Ontology annotation, molecular function: signaling receptor binding. The transcript is spliced from 2 exons. The coding region runs from base 137 to 847 and encodes 236 amino acids.
GCUCUUCAGACAGGAGCCAUCCAACACGAACAAAACCUCCUCCUCAAUGAAGUUCCUAAUCGAAAACAAGUGAGAUUUCAACGGAAAGGCUCUGACAUUUGUGUUAGAAAAGUUAGACUCACAAACCUGCUGGAUAAUGAGGAUUUCACGGAGUUGGACAUUUCUUACGAUGCUAGUCUCCAUUUAUGGGGCUGGAUGUGCCAGAGAGAACAGUCAUGUGACCCCCGGGCAAAAGUCUACAAGCAAACAUCUGUGUGUUGACUCGGAUGUCCUCAGUUCUGCGUCCGAUAAUCUCCGUCCAUGCUCCGAGCCGGACGUCUGGGCCCCUGCGAAGCAAACCAGAAGUCGUCAUACCACGAAAAGUGUAAAAGCGAAGAAAAUGUUUGGCUGGGGAGAUUUCCAGUGCACUGUGAAGACGGCGAGUCUGAAUCUGCUCAUCAAAGGGAAGAUCGUGGAUCACGGGAACGGGACGUUCAGCGUUUACUUCCAAUACAACACGACAGGCGGAGGAAACGUCUCCGUUGGUCUGGUUCCUCCAACCAAAGAGGUGGAAUUCAAUGUAACCUCACGGCAAUCUGUUCUGCGCUCGGUGGAAUCCAGAAUGUUUAACUGCAAAGUGGAACGUGAGAGGAUGGAGAAAAGUCAGAGGAGCUCGCGAUGCUGGUUCGACCCAUCGCAGAGCUGCGAUCAGGACCAGACACACAGUCACGUGUCAUGGCUCUGUUCCAAACCGUUUAAAGUCAUCUGCGUCUAUGUUUACUUCUACAGCGUGGACUACAAACUGGUGCAGAAAGUCUGUCCGGACUACAACUACCACAGUGAAUCUCCGUACUUCCCAACUGGAUGAGCUUCAUCUCAUCAUGAAACAAAAAUGUAACUUGGCAUAGAACUGGAAUAGAGAAUGUUGUCUUCGUUUACCGGUCUUCAUGUCAUGAGAUCCACGUAUGUGUCUUACAUUGUGUUUCAAUUCAUGUCUGUGUUUUGUGAUGCAAUUUGUCUGCAACAAACCAGAACACGGAUUUGUAAACCACGAGUGCUACACAAAUGAACUUCAAGAAUGAGAGUGUAAGGAUAUCAUAAUUCAUUCAAGGAUAUCAUAAUUCAUAGAUUAUAUUAUUGUCAACUCUUGUGUUAUCUGUGUACUCUUGUAGCUGUCUCCAGUUGUAAUAAGGGUUUUUUGGGAGAACAAUUUAAGUAUUGUAUUGUGAUUUUAUGAUUUUCAAACUUUUUUUAAUUGUGAUGAUCAGUCUUUGUACUAUAUGCAGUUUGUUUCCAUGCACACUUCAGAAGAAUUCUCAUUUGUGGCAGGCGCUGGUGAAUACGUGUCGUUUCUCCUGACGGACAGAACAAAAAUUAAUAGGAUCCUGUAAUUGGUUUUGCGUUGUCUUGAUCAUGUGUCAGCGUUUUGUCAUAUUUUCUGGUAAAUUAAUGAAAAUGCCCAUUAAUAUGAAUGUAUUGAAGGAGAAGGAGACACACUGCUGUUAGGCAAUUACUUAUCGCAUAUAGAAAAUAAAUAU